AUUCAUCAUUCAUGGAACCAUCUCCUGAAGGGCUCACUGUGAGGAACAUAUCGAGACUCUCUAGGAAUAGCAACGAAGACAGAUCGGCAACACCUUCAAGUGCAACCUCACGAGGCAAAGCCCUUUGCCGGGCCUGUGGCACUCCGGGAAACCAGGUAACGCCGUUGAUUGCUUGUAGUAUCUGUUCCAGAGGCUAUCAUGACGGUUGUGGUAAUCCCAAACCACGUCAAAGUGCAACCCCAGACGAUUUUGUAUGUGGCAAGUGCCUAAAGCAACGACGCGCAAACAAUUCGAUGAAUACUGGAGAAUCAAGUCUGUCGCUGCCAGAGACUGCGACCCCGUCAAAUGAGGUCAAAAAUAAGAUUAAUGUCUCGAGUCGCGCUUUACAGGGAGAUUUGUACAAGGGCAUCACGUGUCCCUCCUGGAGAGUUCGCAGGUGUCCUCUGUUUGAAGCUCAUUGUCUCUUCGCCCACCGAGAAACUGGCCAUGAUGUCGGUGGUAAAGCUUUCGAAUGUCCCGCUUGGCGGGCGGGGCUUUGCUCCAAGAGCCCUUCUGAGUGUCCCCUUUCCCAUAAGAGUACCGGCCUCCACGUGGACAUGGGUAAAAGGGUCUGCCGAAAACAUAUCACCUGCUACUUUUGGAAAAGAGAUGGCCGGUGCCCUCGGUCAUUCUGCCUAUUCGGCCAUACCAAUACAGGCAUCCUUGAGUGGCAGCCAAAAGGCUCAUCGAUGAUCGAGAAAGGAGUCAAUUCCUUGAGUGACUACAUGUGCCCUCGCUGGGAGAGGUAUUCACCGGGGUACUGUCAAUGGGCAACACGGACUGGUCCAUGCCCGUAUUCGCACUAUGCGACCGAGAAGUCUUGUUUUCCCAAUCCUGAGCGACAUCCAAAGGCCACUCCUGAAAGAUCAGUCGAGACAGAAGAAAGUGUUGUGCCACCCACACCCACUCUACCAACCCGUUCUCCUAGCAACAGCAAUUAUCUGCCAGAUACCAAAACACCUCAAACAGCGGGAAAGGACAAGGGUCACUCUGUCCAAACUGCCGUCUCAGACGCAGAUGACGCAGACACAGAGCAUGAAGUCAAUGCAUCACGCAUGGCAUCUCAAGCGGAGCCUGCUCCCUCUCCCAAGUCACCAAAGGUGAGCAACCUUCAGGCAGAGAACUCUGAGGCGAGACCUCGUAUCAUGUGGGCAAAGCGAGGUGGACGCCGCUCAGGGCCUGAGGGAAGGCGCAUCGGGCCGAGACCGCAAACACCACCGGUCGCUCUAGACCCAAUCCCCCAACCAAACACACUGAAUCGAACGAAUAUGAGCACAGCGAAGAACAUUGAAGCAUCAAGUUUCGAAAGUCAACACCAAAAGCAGAUAACCUCUAGACAUGUUUCAAGCGCGGAACAAGGUCAAAUUCGCACCGCCACUGGCAAUCCGGUCACGGCUGAUAAUUCGUUGAAUAUGGGCGAACAACAGUCGCCAAUGACAAUAGAGGCUCAUCCACAACAUUUCAACGUGAGAAAGCGUACUGCUGAAGACGAAGCCGGGUUUGUUACUUCAAAAAAGAGAUUCAGCCUUACCACGCAAACGUUCGACAAGGUGAACAGAGCAUUGGGAAGAUCUGAGAAUCUCCCGAGAGUGUCUCUCGAUGACCCUCUGGAUCCUGCACAACUUUACCCACCAUCUAGUGGACUCGGUGCUCCUGAAAUCUUGAGCAUACUCAAUAAGCAAGCCUCCUCAUCUGAGAUGAUAGGCACAAAUUCACCGUUAACAACAAAGAAUUCUACGAUACCGGGCACGGAACCCGAGUCUGACUCUGGAUUGUCACGUUUCGAAAGUGAAGAUCAAUCUGAAGAAUGGAGGCAGGGUCGGGAUCAUGAACUUGAUGUCGAAGACAGUGAUUCCUCAUCGGAACCCAUAGGGUGUCAUCCCUGGCGAGCUAUGUCCAUCAUACCGUCCAUCGAGUCGGAGAGCGAUGCUGAUGCCAUGGGGUCCCUUAGAACAUCAACCGGCCCUCGUCAGCGAGAUUCGCCUGCUGAUCUCGUCAAUAUGCAAGUCACACCACGACUGGAAACCAGUUUCUCCAGGUCUGUUCCAAUCGGCACCUCGAGACCAUUGCUUGGGCGAAGUACGCCACCUGGUCCACCUCUGCCUAAAUUGGUUUCACCAACAAAUACUGCUAGAGUCGAGGCAGGAGCUGAUUUAGCGAAGGACAAUCAUCCGCGGGCCGUAAGUCCACCGAACCCCAUGAUGUUAUUGAAACAACGUUGUGGAAUAUGCAUAAGGCGCCACCAGCGUUGCUUUCAUAGUCACGAUGGGUCUGACUAUCCAAAUCUUGAUCCCCAAAAGUGCUGGCUUUUCCUCCAAAUCCACACCAGGCAACAAAAGGCCAGAAUAGUGGCGCAGCAGUGGCAAAAGAUACAAGAGGCUGCGAAAAUGUACUCUCAGAGUAAUGAGGGCUCAGAUGCUUUGGAUAAAACCUUGCUCGGAGAAAAAAGCAAUCUUUCUGUAACAGGAGAAGCUGAUGGUACGCAUCUUGUUGAGAGCACGUCUAAAGCCGGGGAGAACGGGCACCACCCAACCAGUGAGCGUGAAGCGCGAAAUUACCAGACAUCCGCACCAAAUGGUGACAUUCCCCUCGCUCAGCUCAGGUCUAGGCACCCCAACCAGCCAGAAGCGUUGAAUCUGGCGAGAGAUUUUGGUCGACGAGAAACCUUGGCAGGUAGAAGGGGCGACAGGCAUGGGACGAAAGAAAAUGGUAGCAUGGCUGAUUCUGAUCAACAACAAGCCCUGAACAUUCUGCGUGAACACGGCAUCAUGAUUGAUUCUGACUCUGACGAGAUUCAUUCAGAAGACGGAGAGCAGCCGAGUCACCACUCAGAGCUUGUGACGGAUCCUUUACACUAUCGUGCCAAGUCGCGAAACCUUUUUGAUUUGGAUCGAUCUCUUGACAUUCGGGAUCCUGAGAAUUACUGGGCCGCGCUUGGUGAAAUUCCUCCAUGGCAGAAGAACAAGCCCACUAGAAAGCAACUCAUGAAAAAUAACAACCUCUUGAAGUGGCAAAUGUGGCGCAACCAACAACGAUUCGGCAACCCUCAUACAGAAACGUUAAAACUGGCAUCUGAGGUACCGUGUAAGACGGUGAUUGUGCGGCAACACCCAUUGGACACCGGCGAUUUAGAGAGUACUCCACGUACGGAGGUGGUGGAAAGCCACAUGAGUUUUAGUGAAUUUGUCGGCCUCCCGAGCAAGCCCAUCGUUGAAUAUGGGCGCAACGACGACGAACUUAUCAUUCGGGAAGGCAAGGACGAGGUGGAGGUGGAGGCAGAGAUUGGAGGCCUUGUGAGGAGGAGGCGCACCAGAGAAGAAGACAAAUUUCCAUUUGUCUAUGACGUUACUCAAGCGAAGAGAGGUGGCUGAUUGGGAGUGUCUGUGAGGCUAGUACUCUACUUUCUUGGGCUGUAUUUCUGGGUGGGAAGUUAUAUAGGUUGGAAUUGUCUUUUCAUUGUCUAGAACAGAAGCCGGUCGGUUGAUCUUUG
This is a messenger RNA of Exophiala mesophila, 3529 nucleotides long. RefSeq lists its product as uncharacterized. Gene Ontology annotation, molecular function: metal ion binding. NCBI's taxonomy places the organism in Eukaryota, Fungi, Ascomycota, Eurotiomycetes, Chaetothyriales, Herpotrichiellaceae. The record is from RefSeq and is a predicted model, not a curated record. The transcript is spliced from 2 exons. Bases 12 to 3410 code for a protein of 1132 amino acids.